This is a messenger RNA of Acanthosepion pharaonis, 759 nucleotides long. The record is from the annotation of a GenBank genome assembly. Lineage: Eukaryota; Metazoa; Mollusca; Cephalopoda; Sepiida; Sepiidae.
AUGAUUAAAUCUAUCUAUCUAUCUAUCUAUCUAUCUAUCUAUCUAUCUAUCUAUCUGAAAUUAGGUAUUAUCCCGAACAAUGUAAAUAAUCUAUCUAUCUAUCUAUCUAUCUAUCUAUCUAUCUAUCUAUCUAUCUAUCUACAAACCAUCAUAAACUCCUUGCGUCCUUGUGUUUUUUUUUUUUUUACUUGGGGUGGAAUGAUUAAAUCUAUCUAUCUAUCUAUCUAUCUAUCUAUCUAUCUAUCUACAAACCAUCAUAAACUCCUUGCGUCCUUGUGUUUUUUUUUUUGUCCUACUUGGGGUGGAAUGAUUAAAUCUAUCUAUCUAUCUAUCUAUCUAUCUAUCUAUCUACAAACCAUCAUAAACUCCUUGCGUCCUUGUGUUUUUUUUUUUUUUUGUCCUACUUGGGGUGGAAUGAUUAAAUCUAUCUAUCUAUCUAUCUAUCUAUCUAUCUACAAACCAUCAUGUAAAAUGCAAUGUCAAUCAAACUCCUUGCGUCCUUGUGUUUUUUUUUUUUUUCCCACUUGGGGUGGAAUGAUUAAAUCUAUCUAUCUAUCUAUCUAUCUAUCUAUCUACAAACCAUCAUGUAAAUGCAAUGUCAAUCAAACUCCUUGCGUCCUUGUGUUUUUUUUUUUUUUUUGUCCCAUUUGGGGUGGAAUGAUUAAAUCUAUCUAUCUAUCUAUCUAUCUAUCUAUCUAUCUAUCUAUCUACAAACCAUCAUGUAAAUGCAAUGCCAAUCGUUAUCUUCUGUCUUCUUAA